CUGUUUCGGUCAAAAACCCAAUCUCAAGUUUUCAUACACUAGCUCACACAGUAUUAUUUGUCGGGGGAAACACACCCACGCACUCUCUCUCUUCCCUCAACUUUCUCUCUCUAGACUUCUGUGUGUGUUUUACACAAGAAGCAACUGCAGAGACCCACCUAACACCGUAAAAAACUUCUCUCUAUACUUGAGUCGUUUCAUUCCAAUUUCCGGGACAUGUUAAACAAAUGGGAGUGGGAGUAAAUUCUAGAGAGAGAAAUGAGCAACAAAGUUUUAGAGAGAUAAAGUUAAAGAACGUGGUGGUGGUUUUGUUUGUAAUUGCAAAGCAAUGUCACAAGAUUCUCAGGGGAUAAAACCGAUUUAGCAGUGGAAAUGGUCCGAAAUGCAAGGCCUUGAACUUGUGUCAGCUCAUUCAGACUCAGACCCCUCCUUUAAAGCCAACCCAACAACCACAACAACAACAACAGCAACAGACACACAACAAGAAGAAGCAAAAAAGAGUGAAGGGUCCUCUGUAGAGAGAGAAAACAGAGUAGGAGGAGGAGGAGGAGAGAGAAGAGAAAUGGAGGCACCUGAAGGAAAGAAAGAUGGCGGUGAUGGAGAGAAGCCUGGUUCAACUCCACCGUCAGUUGGGUUCUUUGAGCUCUUCAGAUUUGCAGAUAAGUUGGACUAUAUUCUCAUGGCAAUUGGGUCAGUUGGUGCCUUUGUCCAUGGCUGUUCUUUGCCUUUGUUUCUUCGAUUCUUCGCCGAUCUCGUCAAUUCUUUCGGCUCCAAUAUAAACGAUGUAGAUAAGAUGGUAGACGAAGUUGUAAAGUAUGCAUUUUACUUUCUUGUUGUUGGAGCUGCAAUAUGGGCGUCUUCAUGGGCAGAGAUAUCGUGUUGGAUGUGGACCGGAGAGAGACAAUCGACGAAGAUGAGAAUCAAGUACUUAGAAGCUGCUUUGAACCAAGACAUUCAAUACUUUGAUACAGAGGUUCGAUCAUCCGACGUCGUUUUUGCGAUUAACACAGAAGCAGUGAUGGUCCAGGACGCCAUUAGCGAGAAGUUGGGUAAUUUCAUACACUAUAUGGCAACAUUUGUUUCUGGAUUUGUGGUGGGUUUCACUGCUGUGUGGCAAUUAGCUCUGGUCACUCUCGCUGUGGUUCCACUCAUAGCUGUAAUUGGAGGCAUCCACACCACCACAUUAUCCAAGCUCUCUGCCAGAAGCCAACAAGCUCUUUCACACGCAGGAAACAUUGUAGAACAGACUAUACUUCAAAUUCGGACGGUUUUGGCAUUUGUUGGUGAAUCAAAAGCAAUAGAAUCUUAUUCACGAGCAUUGAAGGUCGCUCAAAGAAUCGGAUAUAAGUGUGGUUUUGCUAAAGGAUUGGGAUUGGGAGCAACUUACUUCACUGUUUUUUGUUGUUAUGCACUUCUGCUCUGGUACGGGGGUUAUCUGGUUAGGCACCAUUUCACUAAUGGAGGACUUGCCAUUGCCACAAUGUUCUCUGUUAUGAUAGGUGGACUAGCUUUGGGACAGUCAGCUCCGAGCAUGGCUGCAUUUGCCAAGGCAAAGGUUGCAGCUGCAAAAAUCUUCCAAAUAAUCGACCACAAACCGAGUAUUGAUCGAAAUACUGAAUCGGGUUUGGAGUUGGACACCAUAACUGGACAAAUAGAGCUGAAAAAUGUUGAUUUUGCCUACCCAUCAAGGCCGGAUGUUCGGGUUCUUAACGAUUUCUCUCUAAGCGUCACUGCCGGGAAGACCAUAGCUUUGGUUGGAAGUAGUGGCUCUGGCAAAAGCACUGUGGUUUCCCUCAUUGAGAGAUUCUAUGAUCCUACCUCUGGACAAGUUCUUUUGGAUGGGCAUGACAUUAAGACACUAAAGCUGAAAUGGCUGAGGCAGCAAAUUGGACUUGUGAGCCAAGAGCCUGCUCUGUUUGCUACCACCAUUAAAGAGAACAUACUCUUGGGUAGGCCUGAUGCAUCUCUAGGUGAGAUAGAAGAAGCCGCCCGAGUCGCCAACGCCCAUUCAUUCAUUGUCAAGCUUCCAGAUGGCUACGACACGCAGGUGGGCGAGAGAGGAUUGCAACUCUCAGGUGGGCAGAAGCAGAGAAUAGCUAUAGCAAGGGCAAUGCUAAAAAACCCAGCAAUCCUGCUUUUAGAUGAGGCAACAAGUGCAUUGGACUCUGAAUCAGAAAAGCUAGUGCAAGAGGCUCUUGAUCGAUUCAUGAUUGGGAGGACCACUCUUGUCAUUGCUCACCGCCUCUCCACUAUCCGUAAGGCUGAUCUUGUGGCUGUACUCCAGCAGGGUAGUGUUUCUGAAAUUGGAACGCAUGAUGAGCUCAUUGCCAAAGGAGACAACAGUGUCUAUGCCAAGCUUAUCCGAAUGCAAGAAAUGGCUCAUGAAACUGCUCUCAACAAUGCCAGAAAGAGUAGUGCAAGGCCUUCUAGUGCCAGGAACUCGGUAAGCUCACCAAUAAUUGCCCGAAACUCCUCCUAUGGCCGAUCACCAUAUUCACGCCGGCUAUCUGACUUCUCUACUUCUGACUUUAGCCUGUCCAUGGAUUCCACAUACCCAAAUUAUCGGCUUGAAAAGCUUCCAUUCAAGGAGCAGGCUAGUUCUUUCUGGCGCCUUGCAAAAAUGAACUCUCCUGAAUGGGCAUAUGCCCUAGUUGGUUCUAUAGGCUCCAUUGUUUGUGGCUCACUCAGUGCCUUCUUUGCAUACGUUCUGAGUGCUGUCCUAAGUGUUUACUACAAUCAAGACCAUGCUUACAUGAGAAGAGAAAUUGGAAAAUACUGCUAUCUUUUAAUUGGGGUUUCAUCUGCUGCACUUAUUUUCAACACGCUACAGCAUUUCUUCUGGGAUGUUGUGGGAGAAAAUCUAACGAAACGUGUGAGGGAGAAAAUGCUGGCAGCAGUGUUAAAAAAUGAAAUGGCAUGGUUUGAUCAGGAGGAAAAUGAGAGUUCUAGAGUUGCAGCAAGGCUGGCUCUUGAUGCCAACAAUGUUAGAUCAGCCAUUGGAGACCGCAUUUCAGUGAUAAUGCAAAACUCAGCACUCAUGCUAGUUGCCUGCACUGUAGGGUUUGUUUUGCAGUGGCGGCUAGCCCUUGUCCUUGUGGCCGUUUUCCCUGUCGUUGUUGCAGCCACUGUUUUGCAGAAAAUGUUCAUGACUGGUUUCUCGGGAGACCUAGAAGCUGCACAUGCCAAAGGCACACAACUAGCAGCGGAGGCUGUGGCUAAUGUAAGAACAGUUGCUGCCUUCAAUUCAGAAUCAAAAAUCGUCACCCUUUUCACCACCAGCCUUCAAACUCCAUUACGACGUUGCUUCUGGAAGGGUCAGAUUGCUGGAAGUGGAUUUGGGAUAGCCCAGUUCUUACUUUAUGCUUCCUAUGCUCUUGGUCUUUGGUAUGCGUCAUGGCUUGUAAAGCAUAGGAUCUCUGAUUUCUCAAAGACCAUUCAAGUUUUCAUGGUCCUCAUGGUCUCCGCCAAUGGUGCAGCAGAAACAUUGACCCUAGCCCCUGACUUCAUUAAGGGUGGUCGAGCCAUGCGAUCAGUUUUUGAUCUCCUUGACCGCAAAACUGAAAUUGAGCCUGAUGAUUCAGAUGCCACCCAAGUACCUGACCGCCUUCGUGGGGAAGUGGAGCUCAAGCAUGUAGACUUUUCUUAUCCCUCUCGCCCUGAUGUGCCUAUCUUCCGUGACCUCACUCUUCGUGCACGAGCUGGCAAGACUCUUGCCCUUGUAGGACCUAGUGGCUGUGGCAAGAGCUCAGUCAUUGCACUUAUACAGCGAUUCUACGAGCCAUCAUCUGGGAGGGUCGUGAUCGAUGGGAAGGACAUUCGAAAAUACAAUCUCAAGUCACUUCGAAAGCACAUUGCCAUGGUCCCUCAGGAGCCGUGUCUCUUUGCUACAACCAUUUACGAAAACAUUGCUUAUGGGCACGAGUCAGCAACCGAGGCUGAGAUAAUUGAGGCAGCAAAUUUAGCAAAUGCCCACAAGUUCAUAUCAUCAUUGCCUGAUGGCUACAAAACAUAUGUUGGCGAGAGGGGAGUUCAACUGUCUGGUGGACAAAAGCAAAGAAUUGCAAUUGCUCGCGCUUUCAUGAGGAAGGCAGAGGUAAUGCUGCUGGAUGAAGCCACAAGUGCACUUGAUGCCGAGUCAGAGAAGUGCGUACAAGAGGCUCUGGAGCGUGCUUGCUCGGGAAAGACAACAAUUGUGGUUGCACACAGGCUAUCAACCAUAAGAAAUGCCCAUGUCAUUGCUGUGCUAGAUGAUGGAAAAGUGGUGGAACAAGGUUCUCACUCACACCUAGUGAAAAACCAUCCUGAUGGGUGUUACGCCCGUAUGAUACAGUUACAAAGGUUCACACAUGGGCAGGCUGUGAAUAUGGCAUCAGGCUCAACCUCUUCGUUACGCCCCAGCCCCAGCCCCAGAAAAGAUGAGGAGGGAGAAGGCAAGUAAGGUGAAAAAGAAAAUACUACUAUUGAGGAGGAGUACAUCUCUUAUACCACUGGAUGAUUUUUUUUGGAUUUUCUGGUUUCUGUUUUCCAUUUUGGUAUAGUAGUAUAGUAUAUGUAUUAUCCAAAUUUAUUAUAAUAUAUGUCCUCAUUUUGAUUAA
Messenger RNA from Cornus florida, 4595 nucleotides. Its product is annotated as ABC transporter B family member 1-like. Bases 383 to 4438 code for a protein of 1351 amino acids. Gene Ontology annotation, cellular component: membrane. Gene Ontology annotation, biological process: transmembrane transport. The record is from RefSeq and is a predicted model, not a curated record. Lineage: Eukaryota; Viridiplantae; Streptophyta; Magnoliopsida; Cornales; Cornaceae. Gene Ontology annotation, molecular function: ATP binding; ATP hydrolysis activity; ABC-type transporter activity. The transcript has 10 exons.